Molecule: messenger RNA, 1119 nt
Organism: Peniophora sp. CBMAI 1063
Lineage: Eukaryota; Fungi; Basidiomycota; Agaricomycetes; Russulales; Peniophoraceae
Source: the annotation of a GenBank genome assembly
AUGCUUCGCAACGCUCUCUCGGCAGCGCGUCCAGCAGUCGCGUCUGUGCGCGCGGCCUCGACCGUCACUCAAUUCCCAAAAGUCGCUGAGCGUCUUCCGACGAAAUAUGGCGGCGUGUAUACUGUCACGCUCAUCCCCGGAGACGGUAUCGGUGCUGAGAUCACCGACUCGGUGAAGGAGAUAUUCGAGGCGGUCAAUGCUCCCAUUGAGUGGGAGCAGUACGACGUCUCUGGCAUGUCGUCCUCGGGCGAGGCGCUCUUCAAGCAGGCUAUGGAGAGCUUGAAGCGUAACAAGGUCGGCCUCAAGGGUAUUCUGUUCACGCCCAUCUCCCAGUCCGGUCACAUCUCGUGGAACGUCGCCAUGCGCCAGCAGCUCGACAUCUACGCCUCGGUCGUCCUCUGCAAAUCCCUCCCGGGCGUCCCGACCCGCCACAACAACGUCGACUUUGCGAUCAUUCGCGAGAACACCGAGGGCGAGUACUCUGGCUUGGAGCACCAGAGCUACCCCGGCGUUGUUGAGAGCUUGAAGGUCUCGACCCGUGCCAAGGCGGAGCGUAUCGCACGUUUCGCGUUCGACUUUGCAAUCAAGAACAACCGCAAGAAAGUUACUUGCGUGCACAAGGCGAACAUCAUGAAGCUCGGCGAUGGCCUUUUCCUCAACACUUUCCGCCGCGUCGCCGAGGAGUACAAGCCCUACGGCAUCGAGGCCAACGACAUGAUCGUCGACAACACGUCCAUGCAACUCGUCGCCAAACCUCAGCAAUUCGACGUGAUGGUUAUGCCAAAUCUUUACGGCGCCAUCGUGUCGAACAUUGGUGCCGCGCUCGUCGGUGGCCCUGGUGUCGUGCCUGGCUGCAACGUCGGCCGUGAUUACGCUCUCUUUGAGCCAGGAUGCCGCCACGUUGCUGCCGACAUCAUGGGCAAGGACCGUGCAAACCCCGCCGCCAUGAUCCUCUCUUCCACCAUGAUGCUUCGGCACCUUGGACUGGGCCAUAUGGCCAACAACAUUGCCAGCGCGACAUUCAACGUCCUCAACGCCGGCAAGGUACGCACGCCAGACAUGGGUGGCGCUGACACGACGCAUGCUUUCACAGCAGAGGUUAUCAAAAACCUCGAGUAG